AUACGCGUAUAUAUAUAUAUAUAUAUAUAUAUAUAUAUAUAAAAAGCUUCUCUACAUAGUUCAAAAUAGUUGAAAUAUUUAUCGUUCUUUAAUCGUAUGUAGAAUAUAAUUUAGUAAAAAAUGUCAAGAAACAUACGAAUUAGUAUAACUCCUCAUACAGUGUGUAGAUCCAUUUGUUCUAGUGAUACAAUUUACAAAAGUUAUGUAGCAAGAGAAAGUAAAUUAAUAUCAAAGUUACUCAAUAGAAGUGAACCUAAAAGAAAGUGGUAUAAUAAUAAUACACCUGCUUCUUUGAAUCCUUACACAAGCUCUCAGAAGAAACAACAAUCCUCGAUAUACGUAAAGAGAAGGAUAGACGUACUUAACAAAUUGUUUAUGAAACAUAUAACUGAGUUAAUGUCAACUAGUGAACUUGCAUCUGAAUUGUACGACCGUGGUGUUGAAGUAACAUAUGUGAGUAUGACUUCAGAUUAUAAAAUUCUUAACGUGUUUUGGACAUUUGAGAAGGAGGAUGAUAAGAAUUGGCCAAGAACAAUCGAAGAAGUAUUGGAUAAAUAUUCAUUUAUUUUACGUCAUGAACUAUCACAACUCCGUGUGAUCAAUUAUGUACCCAUUAUAAAAUUCGUUAAAGAUAUAAUGGUUUCUAGAAUAAGAAACGUUGAAAAAAGAUUUGCAAUGUUUGAUUUUGAUAAAGAUCAUAUAGAAACUGAUGAUACAAUUAUACAAUCAGACAUUACUAAUGAUAAUAAAACUGAUAAUUGUACUGAUAAAAUUCAAAUUAUAUUACCACAAAUGAAGCAUGAUGUUCUAGGAUUGGAUCACCAUGGAAUCAUGUUAAAGAUUAAAAACUCUAUUUAUAAAUUAAAAAAUCAGACAAGUAAAGAAAAGAUAUUAAAUAGAGAAUCAGAACAAAUGAUGGAUCCUUUGUCUACUUCUCUUGAUAACAAAGAUACUCUUAGUUACAAAAAUCAACAAGAAUUAUUUAUUGAAUUCUUGAAGAAGAGAAAAAUAGAGGAGAGACGAAAAUAUAGCUUUAAAAACCCUAAAAAAGUGGUAAAAAAUCCAUUUUUAACACAUGAUGAUGAUCAUGAUGAUGAUGAUGAUGAUGAUAAAAAUACAGAAACAUACUUUGACGACAACUUUGAAAGUACCUACAAUAAAUUUGAUGAAUAUGAUUUUGAAAAAGAAAAAUUUUAAUAGAAUAAUCAA
Vespa crabro (European hornet) is the source of this 1209-nucleotide messenger RNA. RefSeq lists its product as uncharacterized. Gene Ontology annotation, biological process: rRNA processing. The transcript is spliced from 3 exons. The record is from RefSeq and is a predicted model, not a curated record. Bases 121 to 1197 code for a protein of 358 amino acids. NCBI's taxonomy places the organism in Eukaryota, Metazoa, Arthropoda, Insecta, Hymenoptera, Vespidae.